GGACCGGUCACCUGGCCCGGGGUACAGCUUUCGCAACUGGCGGUUCCCCUUCCUCAGUGGAGGCGUCCGGGGGACGAGCCUGUGUGAGGGCAGGUCCAAGUGCACCCUCGUGCAGAGAUGGCCCUGUCACUGCUGUUGGCCCUGCUGUGGGGCGGGUCUCAGGCUCAGGCCCCAGGAUUCUCCCUGCAAGUGCAGAGCGUGGUGAUGGUGCAGGAGGGCCUGUGUGUGCACGUGCCCUGCACCCUCUCCUACCCCCGGAUAGGCUGGACGGAGGACACCCCGGCCCUCGGCUCCUGGUUCGUGGUCGGGACAGACACGAACAAGGGAAGACCGGUGGCCACAAACAAGCGGGAUCAAGUGCAAGGUGGCUCCGGGGGCCGAUUCCAGCUCACUGGGGAUCCCCGGAACCACAGCUGCUCCUUGCUGAUCAGAGACGCCCAGGUGGAGGACUCGGCACAGUACUUCUUUCGGGUGGAGAGAGGCAGUUACGUGCGGUAUAAUUUCGUGGAAAGCCCGCUCUAUCUGGAAGUGACAGCCCUGACACAGAAGCCCGAUGUCUACGUCCCAGAGACCCUGGAAGCAGGGCGCCGGGCGACACUCAUCUGUGUGUUUAACUGGGCCUUUGAGGAAUGUCCAGCCCCUACUUUCUCCUGGAUGGGGGCCGCCGUCACCACCCCAGGGCCCGGACGCAAAUCCUCCUACUUCUCAGUGCUUUCUCUCACACCGAGACCCCAGGACCACGGCACCCACCUCACGUGCCGGGUAGACUUCUCCAGAAAGGGCGUGAGCACAGAGACAACCGUUCGACUUAACGUCACCCAUGUCCCCAAAGACCUAGUUAUCAGCGUUUCCAGAGCCAAGGCAUCAGCCCCAGAGCCCCAGGGAGACAGCCCGGAUCUGGAAGUCCAGAAAGGCCAGUUCCUGCAGCUGGUCUGUGCUUCCGAGAGCCAGUCCCCUGCCACCCUGAGCUGGGCCCUGGAGGACAGAAUCCUUUCUUGGUCUCACCCCUGGACCCCCGGCCCCCUGGCUCUGGUGCUGACCCGGGUGAUGCCUGGGGAUUCAGGCUGCUACACCUGCCGAGCGGAGAACGGGCGUGGCUCCCAGAGCCGCACCCUGAACCUCUCCGUGCAGUAUGCCCCAGAGAACCUGAGAGUGAUGGCCCUACAAGCAAACAGGACAGUCCUGGAAAACCUUGGGAAUGGCACGUCCCUCCCAGCCCUGGAGGGCCAAAGCUUGCGUCUGCUCUGUGUCGCCCACAGCAACCCCCCAGCCCAGCUGAGCUGGGCCCUGCGGGGACAGACUCUGAGCCCCUCCCAGCCCGCAGACCCCGGGAUCCUGGAGCUGCCUCAGAUACAAACGGAGCAUGAAGGAGUCCUCACCUGCCGAGCUCAGAACUCGCUGGGCUCCCAGCACGUCUCCCUGCUUCUCUCUGUGGUCUGCCCCCCGCGGCUGCUCGGCCCCUCCUGCUCCUGGGAGGGCGAGGCGCUGGGCUGCACCUGCUCCGCCCGAGCCCGGCCGGCCCCCACCCUGCGCUGGCGGCUGGGGGAGGGGCUGCUGGAGGGGAACCACAGCGACGCUUCCUUGACCGUCACCUCCAGCUCCGAGGGGCCCUGGGCCAACAGCUCCCUGAGCCUCAGGGGACCGCUGGGCUCUGGUCUCAGACUCAGCUGCGAGGCCCGGAAUGCACAUGGGGAACAGAGCGCCGCGGUCCUGCUGUUGCCAGAUAAGAAGGGACUACUCUCAAAGGCGUUGGGUAGCGGAAUAUUUCUGGGAAUGGGCAUCACGACGCUCCUUUUCCUCUGCCUCAUCCUGGUCACGAAGACUCUGAGGAAGAAACAGGCCCAGGCAGGGACUCCGGCCCACGCAGGGACUCCGGCCCAGGCAGGGGCUCCGCCGAAGCCCAAGGCCACGCGGAGAAGCACGAUCCUGGACUACAUCAACGUGGUCCCCAAUCCUGGUCCCCUGGACUCUGGCCCACGGCAGGCAGAGCUGAGUCCGAGAUGUCUGCUGUCUGGGCGUCUGCAGGAAGAGUUUGCAGAAUCUUCACCUAAAGUAAACACAGCCACUUAUUUUUACAGAAGAGGAACAGAAGCAGAUGUUCAGAGUGAGUUCAAGAGCAGCCACCGCAAAGAUGUCCUGCUGGGCGACAAGACAGGAAGUCCCUCAGGGCAAGGACACCACGUGGAGACUGGGCGCCAAUUGUGCCCUCCAACCCAUGAACCUGAGGAAGAACGAUCGCAGGAGGGCAUGGGAACCCUCUCAAAAUGUAAUGGCAAGCAAAGCUCACCAUGUACUCUGAAUCGACCAGCCGGUGAAGAGAGAAGAUGGGUCUAUUUCUCCGAGGGGAGCAGGUCCUUCCUCCUUCCCCGGAGCUUACAAAACUUCCUUCUUGUGAAUGAAAUGGCCUGAGCUUUGUGGUACCAAGAUCUCCUGGUGACAGUUUAACAAAUCACUCUGGUUCUCAGAUGAAGAUCACUGUGCAGCAAAUAAUGAAGAGGGAGAAAGAAAGGGGAGGGGGGAGAUUUUGAGAUGGAAUUUUCCAAGGGUUUCGUGAUGCAGAUAUUAUGAUCUCUGCUUUAUAGCUGAGCAGACUGAGGCACCGGAAGGCUCCAGCCGUGCCCAACACCACACGAUUAGUAAGAUUCAAUCCCAGGCAAUCUGAUUCCCGAGCCCAGGCUCUUAGUCAUGAUCCUAUAUGGGCCUCCUGGUGAAUUGUUGACCGGAGGUGUGGCUGGGCACCUGGGUGGCUCGGUCAGUUAAGAGAUUCUUGGUUUCAGCUCAGGUCAUGAUCUCACGGUUCAUGAGUUGGAGUUUCUCUCUCUCCCUCUCUCUGCCCCUUCACUCUCUCUAGAGCUCUCUCUCUCUCAAAGCAAAUAAAUAAGCUUAAAAAAAAAAGAGGUGUGGCAGGUACAGCACAUGGGAAGGACAAAGGAUUUGUCCUUGUGUCCAGAUUCUACCACUUACUAGCAGAGUAAGUGUAGGCCAAGUGAUUUUCCCUCUCGGAGCCUCUAUUUCCCCCUGCAUUCAAAUGGCGGUAACACCCUUGCUCAAAAGCGGGUUGUAAUGACUGAAUAGAGACUGUAAAUAUAGUGUAUAAACUGUAAAGCAUCAUUUAGACAUUAACUAUGCUUAUCUGAGUACAACGAAGUAGGAUUAUUUAAGUAUGGUGGAGAGCCUUCAGAAGAACAGAGAAUUUAUCUAUCGGGAUCCAAAUCUCACGUUUGUUGAAUGGCAACUAUAAUAUGUGAAAUCUUCUCAGCUCGUAAGAGGCUGCCCAUUUGCAUUAGCCAUGGCGCCCCAGUCUGCAGGGGGGUUGCAAACAGCUUUGGAGAAUAAGAUACAGAGCGAGGGCGAGCACUGUGGUCACUGUCUCCCGUGCUUUCUGUUCUUCCUCCCAUAGUCACCGUAGGAGCCCCGAUUGGGCUGUUAUUGGGUAGCUGGUGAUAUACCAGGGAGACCCCCUCAGACCUGUUUUGCCUUCUUCAGUGAGCCAACGCUCCUGGGGACAGCAUGAAGUACAACAGUGAAUUAGGUGCAAGGAUUCAAGUUGGCCACUAGGAGCCAGUAUACACAGAGUGAGGGAAUUAGGAUCACCCAAUGCAAUCCCCUCAUUUUAGAGACGGGGCUUAGAAAGAGGGACAGGGUCUUGCCUAAGGCCAUGCGGCAAAAUGGCGGAAGUGAAACUCAUACCCAGCCAGGUCCUAGAAUGGAUGAGUAUUGAUUGCACAGCAUGAAUCCCUUUUAACAAAUUUGGAGCGGGGAGGAUGCCGGAGGGGCUUCUGUUUCCAUUCCUGUACCCCCAAAUCCUGCUAUGAGAGCCACCUUUCAAAGUUUGUAUGACCUAGGAAAUUUCUUUUUUUUGUAAGUUAUUUAUUUAU
Acinonyx jubatus (cheetah) is the source of this 3878-nucleotide messenger RNA. RefSeq names its product sialic acid-binding Ig-like lectin 10. The record is from RefSeq and is a predicted model, not a curated record. Gene Ontology annotation, cellular component: plasma membrane. The transcript has 12 exons. Gene Ontology annotation, molecular function: sialic acid binding. The coding region runs from base 118 to 2409 and encodes 763 amino acids. Lineage: Eukaryota; Metazoa; Chordata; Mammalia; Carnivora; Felidae. Gene Ontology annotation, biological process: cell adhesion.